AUUCUGUAUUACAAUUCCUUGUCUGCAAUCUGUUGCAUUUCUAUUUUCUACAUUAAGAUUUAAGUAUUUCUUUAAUAGUGGUCUCCAUUUCUAUUCUUAUAGCUUAAAUUUUCAAAUAAUUAAAUAACAGUUAACUAGUGGUAAAAAUAAAAUUUACCAUGGCGGGUUCACAAUUUUAUUAAGAUUUUAUUUAAACAUCAAUUAAUAAACCUACUAUGCAAUCAUUGUAAACAUUUAUAUUCUGUUUUUCAAGCCAUUAGUUUUUAUACCUGGUUUUAAAUAUUGCUUAUUUUCUAUGGACAGUUCUAAAGUAAAAUGUACGUUGCUUUGUGGCUCAUCAGCAGCUUACUCUCAAUCUUUAUUAUUCGAAAGCGCUGUAUACUGGUCUGAAUUUGGAUAUCGAGUAGUUUACAUUCAAAUAUCUCAGAUGAAGUCUUUACCAAUUCCAUUAGAUGGUGCCAAGCCACCUAGUGUUCAUGCACUGAAUCGUAUUACAUUCCUAACAUUGUCACAGUGGGAAGAUCUUGUCAAGUACACUUGUUCAAUACAUGAAAACAGUCCAAAUGUGCCACAUGUAAUUUUAGUAUCAGAAUUAAAUAAUUACUAUAUGAAUGACGAUAGUGAUCAAACUACAAAACUAGCACAUAUGCUAUGUGCUUGUUUGUGUGAUGCCAUUGCAUAUUGUAGUAAAGUACAUAAUUCUACAACAUAUUUAACCGUUUCAACGCAAGACACUACACUUGAAACACAUAAACUAUCUGCAAUGUAUUUCCCAUCAACCACGUGGAUUAGUAAUGUUGUUGAUGAUCAAGUAUUUUUUAGCAAAAAACAAUUGUAUUCACACCAACAGCAUAGCUGUAAAAUAAAGUUUAUCAAAGUGAAUAAUAAACUAAGGUGUGAUUCUGUAGAAGAAUUAUAUAAUAUGUGAUAUAUUUUUGUUAUUAUAUUAUUAUUGUUCAUGUUUUCAAAGUGUUUUGUAUUUUUUUUUUUUUUUUAUUUAAGUCAAUAUAAAAUAUUAUGCAAAUAUGCACAAAUAUUUUACAAAUUUCAAUAUUGCAACUAUACCAUUUUGGUCCACUACAAAAGUUUUAAUGGGACCUCUUCAUAUAAUCUUAUUGUUUAUAUUAUAAAAUCUAAACUUCUAUAAUAUGAAAUCUUUAAUUUGUAAUGGGCAUUUUUAAAUAUACACAUAUACCUCAGACA
Aphis gossypii (cotton aphid) is the source of this 1203-nucleotide messenger RNA. RefSeq lists its product as uncharacterized. Gene Ontology annotation, cellular component: Shu complex. Bases 296 to 928 code for a protein of 210 amino acids. The record is from RefSeq and is a predicted model, not a curated record. Gene Ontology annotation, molecular function: single-stranded DNA binding. Lineage: Eukaryota; Metazoa; Arthropoda; Insecta; Hemiptera; Aphididae. The transcript has 3 exons. Gene Ontology annotation, biological process: double-strand break repair via homologous recombination.